Messenger RNA from Brassicogethes aeneus, 649 nucleotides. Lineage: Eukaryota; Metazoa; Arthropoda; Insecta; Coleoptera; Nitidulidae. The record is from the annotation of a GenBank genome assembly.
GCUGGGUGGUAGCACUGUUUGUCAAUUCCGUCAAUCUUGUUUGUAUUAAUUUUAUUGAUAAAAUACGAAAAAAAUGAGUAUUGGAGAUUGCUUGGAAAACAUAAACUUGCCCCCUUGCGUGUGGUUUGAGGGGGGCGACAAACGAAACGCGUAUGCAUCGAUUUUAUCAGGUUUUUUGUUCUUUGCUGGGUGGUGGACAAUUAUUGAUGCCGCCAGCGUUUAUCAGGGCAAAGUGGAGGCUGGAUAUCAUAUGUGUGGAGUUUUUGGAACAUUGUCUCUCAUUAUAGUAAAUUCACUUUCAAAUGCCCAAAUUCGUGGAGAUGCUUACGAAGGAGGGUGUUUGGGUCCUAGAGGAUCCAGAGUAGUGUUGUUUUUAGGGUUUGUGAUCGGUUUUGCCUCUGUUAUCGCGUCUUGUUGGGUUUUGUUUGCCGGGUUUGCUGAUUCAGAUACCAAGUGGCCUGGAGUAGCAUUAUUUUUACAAAACGCGUUAAUUUUUAUUGCAUCUAUAAUCUACAAGUUUGGAAGAACUGAAGAUCUGUGGGCUUAAUUUUAAUUUGUGAUAUUUUUGUAUUUAAAUAAUAUACUGAUUUUUCUUAAACCUUUGAGAUUCACUUAAUAGGUUGUAUUUAAUUAAUUAAUAAACUAGGUA